GCCACACUGGUUUGACUGGAUGCACUUCAGCGGUCUGCCUUGUGUUGUUUGGGUCGUGACUCUCUGACUGCACCGAUUUGAAGAUGUUGUUGUCUUCCAUCAUCUGUUUUUUGGCUGUCAUUAUUCCAGCUGCCCACAGUGGGAAAGUCCUGGUGUUUCCAUAUGACGGCAGCCACUGGGUGAACAUGAGGGUACUUAUUGAGGAGCUGCACUCAAGGGGACACACUGUGACUGUCAUUCGGGCUGCAGACAGCUGGUACAUCAGCAAAACGUCUCCACAUUACGACACUUUCACAGUGGAUAUUGCCGGUGGUGGAAAUGAGGAUUUCUUUCGUCUCUUUGUCUCUGAAAUCAUUAAAAUUAAACGAAGCGGCAAGUCGGCGUGGGCCCGUUUUGCUUUAGACAUGGAGUUGAAAGACAAGUUCUUUGAAUUGCACAAGAAAAUCUGUGAAGUGGUCACGUUCUUAUUUGAAAAUAAAGUCUUAAUGAAAUCCUUUCAAGACGCCAAGUACGAUGUGGUUUUGACGGACCCUGCUAACGGAGGAGGGGUGAUGCUGGCUCACUAUCUUGGAUUGCCGUUAGUGUUUAACGCUCGAUGGACUGUUCACGGCGAAGCCCAUUUUGCUGUUGCACCCUCUCCGCUUUCCUACGUCCCACUUCCACCGUCAGAACUAACAGAUCAAAUGACCUUCUUUGAGAGGGUUCAAAAUGUUGUUUUUUACACCAUGAGGAUGCAUCUGUACAAGCAGAUAGUUGGGCCAAACUAUUCUCCGUUGACCAGUCGCUACUUUGGCCCGGAUGUUGAUUACUUCUCUCUGUUUCAAGCUGCAGACCUGUGGCUGAUGAGAGUGGACUUUGUGUUCGAGUUCCCUCGGCCCAUCAUGCCGAAUAUCAUCCACAUGGGAGGGUUCCAGUGUAAACCUGCGAAACCUCUUCCUGAACACCUGGAGGAGUUUGUGCAGAGUUCUGGAGAGCACGGAGUCAUCAUGAUGUCUCUGGGGACUUUGAUUGGAGAGCUUCCCCGUGACCUCGCUGACGAGAUCGCUGUAGCUUUUGCUAAAGUACCCCAGAAGGUCAUCUGGAGAUAUAAAGGUGACAGACCAGCCACUCUGGGCAACAACACUUUAAUAGUAGACUGGAUGCCACAGAAUGAUCUUUUAGGACAUCCCAAGAUGAAACUGUUUAUAAGUCACGGAGGAACAAAUGGGAUAUAUGAGGCCAUAUAUCACGGAGUUCCAAUUGUAGGCAUUCCCAUUGUGUUCGAUCAAGCCGACAACCUCUCCAGACUGAGAGCAAAGGGCGUCGCAAAGGUCAUAGACGUUUCUGAACUGGACAGGAACAUAUUUCAGAAUGCCAUACAGGAAGUCCUGAACGAGCCCUCCUACAGGAUGAACAUGCAGAGACUCUCCAGUCUGCACAGAGAUCAGCCAAUGAAGCCGCUGGACCGCGCCAUCUUCUGGAUCGAGUUUGUCAUGAGACACAAAGGUGCAGCUCACCUGAGGACAGAGUCCUACAGACUGCCCUGGUAUUCCUACCACUCUGUGGAUGUCAUACUGUUCUUACUAACAAUUGCGCUACUUGUGUUGUUGUUUUUUGUUGGGUUAGUAUGGUCAUGCUGUAGAUGCUUUAGAUUGUGUUUGAAAAGAAAAGUGAAAUCUGACUAACCAGGAAAGAUGGAAUGAUACUUUUUCACAUUUGUUAAUAUUUGCUUACACAAGAGUCAAUGUUUUACUUUUGAACUGUGCUGUGAGUUUACUGCAAGUCACUCAAAGUUUUCUAGAAAAAUGUGUACUGUAAAAAAUUGUACGUAACUACCAGUUUUGACUGACAACUUGCAAAAAGCAAAGCCUGUUUGGUUACUUUGUUUAAAGCAGAGUCAUUUUAAUUGCUCUGUAUAAAAAUCAGUUAAACAUUUACUUUGGUUCUAACCAAAUGGAAGUCUGAGAACUCAAAGCAAAUGCAAACUACCAUAAGAAAGUAGACUAACUUGAUGACAUGAGCCAAGAUGCACAUUUCAACUCUUCUAUACUAUGUUUUACUGUAUAUUACAUGAUGCUAAAAGCACACAGUUAAAGGAAGGAGCCUGAAAAAUAAAAAAAAAGACUCACAUUGUCAGUAAUUUACAGAAAAUGUGCAUUGUAAAACUGGAGAAAUAUUAUUCCCUUGUAUUUCUUUUUUUCCCCCAACCAGCAUAGGUUUGCAAUAGAUGAUGUAUUUAAGAAAAACUGAUCUAAAUGAGGAUUUGUUGAUACCUGUACCAGCCAGCAGGUGAUGCUGUUCAGCCAUUUAUAGCAUUCCCAAUGACAUAAAAAAAUACCAGCUAUUUUAAAAUGUGGCAUUUUUCAGAAGACAAAAGAACACACACCUGAGCUUUGUAGGCCACAUAACAACAUUAGUUGGUCACAACAUCCAGGCAUGUUGCUGUAGAUGUUUAUAGGGGACUGAAUUAUGGACUAUUAUUAUUAUGGCAAUAAAUAAACAAUUUAAACUGAAA
Sebastes umbrosus (honeycomb rockfish) is the source of this 2494-nucleotide messenger RNA. RefSeq names its product UDP-glucuronosyltransferase 2A2-like. The record is from RefSeq and is a predicted model, not a curated record. The transcript is spliced from 2 exons. Lineage: Eukaryota; Metazoa; Chordata; Actinopteri; Perciformes; Sebastidae. The coding region runs from base 84 to 1664 and encodes 526 amino acids. Gene Ontology annotation, molecular function: UDP-glycosyltransferase activity.